AUGGAGUUCACAACACUCUGCAUUAUUGUCGCCUCUCUUAGACUCGUUCCCAACAGAUCCCAGUUCUUUCAGUACGAGUCUGUAGCACUGAGCUGUGUGGACUCAGGACACUUCUCUGAGUGGAGAGUUAAGAGAAACACAUCCAUGCACAAAAAUGAAGAGUGCAUGAAUUGGGGUAAAAGAAAUGAGUUCCAGAGUUUUAUCGAUGACCUUCACACAUUAGACACUGGAGUGUACUGGUGUGAGUUUGGAGCUGGAGAGUGCAGCGAUGCCGUCAACAUCACUGUGACCGCAGGCUUUGUGAUCCUGAAGAGUCCUGUCCAUCCUGUGCAGGAGGGAGAAUCUGUGACUCUUCACUGCAUAACGAAGACGACGUCCUCCUCCAAUCUCACAGCUGAAUUUUAUAAAGAUGACGUCCUCGUCGGCAGCAGCUCGACAGGAAACGUGACCAUCCACAGUGUUUUAAAGUCUGAUGAAGGUCUCUACAAGUGUCACAUCUUUGGAGCUGGAGAAUCAGGAGACAGCUGGCUGGCUGUCAGAGAAGCUGGGCGUCCUGAAUCUUCUCAUCUCCCUCUUGCACCGAUUCUACUUUCUGUGAUGGCCGUCUGCAUCCUGUUGGCCUCUGUGAUGCUGCUGUGCCUCUGGAGGAACCAGAAAGGUCAGCCUUGUUGUGCUGCAGGUAAAGACGACUCUGAAGUGUCGUACACGGAUGUCAACAUCACAAAGGAAGUGCAACCACAGGAGGACAUAGAAAUGGAUCUUUCAUCAACCUUCUACUCAACAAUCAAACCAGGAGCCAGCUGAAGAGAAACAACA
This is a messenger RNA of Anarrhichthys ocellatus (wolf-eel), 816 nucleotides long. Its product is annotated as low affinity immunoglobulin gamma Fc region receptor II-like. Lineage: Eukaryota; Metazoa; Chordata; Actinopteri; Perciformes; Anarhichadidae. Gene Ontology annotation, molecular function: transmembrane signaling receptor activity. Gene Ontology annotation, cellular component: external side of plasma membrane. The transcript is spliced from 6 exons. The coding region runs from base 1 to 804 and encodes 267 amino acids. Gene Ontology annotation, biological process: immune response; cell surface receptor signaling pathway. The record is from RefSeq and is a predicted model, not a curated record.